Synchiropus splendidus (mandarinfish) is the source of this 2378-nucleotide messenger RNA. Its product is annotated as protein tyrosine phosphatase type IVA 2-like. Gene Ontology annotation, cellular component: nucleus. The record is from RefSeq and is a predicted model, not a curated record. The coding region runs from base 665 to 1171 and encodes 168 amino acids. Gene Ontology annotation, biological process: protein dephosphorylation. NCBI's taxonomy places the organism in Eukaryota, Metazoa, Chordata, Actinopteri, Syngnathiformes, Callionymidae. The transcript is spliced from 8 exons. Gene Ontology annotation, molecular function: protein tyrosine phosphatase activity.
CCCACCGUGAAAAUAGGUCACUUUUGAAAGCCUGUCUACGGAAGUUGCCGUUCUUAAGUCGCAGCUCGACACUUCAACAUGUCUCCUUCGGCGGAUUUGGAGCGUCUUUAGUUGCCUUCCGACUGUGUUAGCAUCGAGCUAGCGGGCCGUCGCCAGACACGAGCAGCAGUGGCAGCAGCAGCGGCAGCAGCAUCAAUGGUGCGGCCACAUCCCGGAGCCGUCACAUUCUCCCGUGUCCGCUCAAUGAACCACCUCUCCAGCUCUCAUCACAGCUGCACAUGUAUGGCGUUUGCGAGCCCCGCAGGGGAGUUCUGCCAAGCCCAGCACCUGCUGCUCAUCGUGGACAAGUGAAGAGGAGAGCACAGCCAGGCACAAACACUGUCAUACUCGCACCCACAGCACAGGUCCUUACUGCCGCCGUGUUGAAACCAUAUGAAGACAAGCCAACCUGUCCGCUGGAGCGGGGCAGACUUGGGUGCCCUCCCAGGCAUCUUUGCUUUCCUCUUUGGCUCUUCAGCGCUCUUUCAUUAGACUGCAUCAUCGCUAAAUGGGCUGACACCUUCUGAAGACAGGGACAGACCUUUUCUCACCUGUUCUCAGACUCAGACAGCGGUGCCUUUUGUCCAAGUUCCCGUCAUCGUCAGCGACAUUUGUGGCUCUCAGGAUGAAUCGGCCGGCUCCGGUUGAGAUCACCUACGACUGUCUGAGGUUUCUCAUCACUCACAACCCCACCAAUGCACAACUGGCAAAGUUUAUAGAGGAUCUGAAGGCAUUCGGCGUCAACACUCUGGUGAGGGUGUGUGCAGCUACUUACGACAGGACUCCAGUGGAGCAAGAAGGAAUACAAGUGCUGGACUGGCCCUUUGAGGAUGGCUCCGCCCCCCCUGAUCAAGUGGUGGACGACUGGCUGAGCCUGCUGCAGGCCAAGUUUCGCGAGGAGCCAGGCAGCUGUGUGGCCGUCCACUGCGUCGCUGGACUUGGACGAGCUCCUGUGUUGGUGGCGCUUGCUCUGAUCGAGUGUGGAAUGGAGUAUGAAGACGCCGUUCACCUCAUCAGGCAGAAGCGGCGUGGAGCCUUCAACGCCAGACAGCUGCUUUACCUGGAGAACUACAAACCCAAACUGUGUCUGCGCUCCAAAGAUUCCAACGGUCAGAGCUGCUGUGUUCAGUAGUCGACCAAAGCGCUUGGCUGGGAUUUCCUUUGCAACAGAGUGGGGAUAUUGUUUGUCUAAAUGUCAGAUGUAGCAACAACAACAAAAUAUCUAGCAGAAACAGCACUAUCUAUCACAGCCACUGUGAAAUCAUCUUUAUAGUGGACAUAUUUAUUCCAUGUGUCAUUUUAAGUAUGUAUUCUAUGCACCUGAUUUCUUCUCUUGUCCCUAUCUGUCUGUAUUCAAUAGGAAAGCCCGUCUGCUGUAUUGAAAUUGAAAAUCUCAAAGAUAUUCAAGACAAGUUUGCUCCGUUGGUCGGUCAUUCAGGAGCAACUCAUGUCCAGGUCCAACUGUCCUGACUCGUGCACACGUCUCACAUGUGUUCUGAUGUGAUUUCUUCAUCAAGUUGUCCCUGUCUGAAAUCUGCGCGGCGAGCCCGAAGCUCUGAGCCCGAAGCUCUGAGCCCGAAGCUCUGAACCCGCCCGCCGCUGUAUUAGACCCAGAUGUGAGGCAUGAUUGCAGCGAGUUCAGCUGUUCACAUUCCUUCAUUCACACGUGCUGUGUGUGUGAGCACAUGAUCCACAUGACUUAUUCCAGCGCGUUGUGUCUAUCGUCACAGGCUUAUGAGGAAGUGUGACAGAGAGGAAACACAAGCAAGUCUCAGUCAAUUCAACACAGAAACGGGAGCAAGUGUGUUGUGAGUCUGCAGAUGCUGCGGUGACGUCACGGUUCUCCAGUCCAGGGAAGCAGGAGCUCCGCGCAGGUCCAUCUCUAACCCACGGGAUGCUGCACCUCACGUGGCUUGGACGAGGAACUGGGGCUGGUGUUUUCACUUCCAAGUGUGAGGAUCCGUACCCUGCCAGUGAGCAGAGGCUCCCAGGAAGCCCAGCGCCUUUGGCUGGGUGAGGCGUUUUCUGACGUGUUUCCAAGAGUUCUGUGCAAACAGAGCCAUGCUGAUGUGCUCUCUACGGCUCCACGACACAUUUGCACAUGGGUUGCUCUUCACGUGUAAUCAUACUCUCAAGCUCUUUCAGUAAAGUCAAUCCGUUUCAAUGACCGUGACCACAGCUCCACUCUGUCUCAUGGAUGCUGUUGCGUUGGUACAUCAUUUCAUUUUCUCUCUCAUGUACUCAUUCGCAUAUUACUUUGUGACUUGUGUGUCUGGUAGCAGGUGGAAAACCAUUGUAUCACACUGGAAAAAAUAAAGUGUCAACAACUUCAAGGCCUU